UGUAAUUUUUUUUUCCACAAUGGCCUACGAUUCCCAGCAACCUUUUCGGCAGGAAAUGCGUAACCAGCCAUUGCCAGCAAGUUCAAACUACCUUUUUGGAACCUGUCUGUGUCGCCUGGCUGUACUGCCUUUUCAUUCUAGCCUGUCAGCUGGAAACAUGUUGUCCCUCGCUCUCAGACAACUCACACGGCCGCUGUGCCAGCGAGCCCCAGUUCGUCUUGCUGUACGUAGGCAGCAGUCCCACACCGCUACCCGUACAAUGGAUGAAGAUCGUCCAUGGACGGGCCAGGAGAGCCUGGCUCAGGAUGACCCCGAGAUGUGGGAUCUGCUGCGGAAAGAGAAGGACAGGCAGUGCCGUGGCUUGGAGCUCAUCGCAUCUGAGAAUUUCUGCAGUCAAGCAGCUCUGGAAGCUCUGGGCUCCUGUCUGAACAACAAAUACUCUGAAGGCUACCCAGGGAGAAGAUACUAUGGUGGAGCAGAAGUGGUUGACCAGAUUGAGUUACUGUGUCAGAAGCGAGCCCUGGAGGCCUUCGACCUGGACCCAGCUCUGUGGGGCGUCAACGUCCAGCCAUACUCUGGCUCACCUGCUAACUUUGCUGCCUACACAGCCGUGCUCAACCCCCAUGACCGCAUCAUGGGCCUGGACCUGCCCGAUGGAGGACAUCUGACCCACGGCUACAUGUCUGAUGUGAAGAGGAUCUCAGCAACGUCAAUCUAUUUUGAGUCCAUGCCCUACAAGCUAAAUACUGCAACAGGACUCAUAGACUACGACCAGAUGGAGAUGACGGCCAAGCUGUUCCGGCCCAGGCUCAUCAUUGCUGGCACCAGCGCCUAUGCCCGCCUCAUUGACUACGCCCGCAUCAAAAAGCUGUGCACUGACAUUAAGGCCUACAUGCUUGCUGACAUGGCCCAUAUCAGUGGCCUGGUAGCAGCCAAAGCCAUCCCUUCCCCCUUUGAACAUGCUGACCUGGUCACUACUACUACACACAAAUCCCUCCGAGGAGCCAGGGCUGGCAUCAUCUUCUAUCGUAAAGGUGUUCGCUCAGUGGACAAGAAGGGGAAGGAAAUCCUGUAUGACCUCGAGGACAAGGUCAACUUCUCUAUCUUCCCCUCCCUGCAGGGUGGACCUCAUAAUCAUGCUAUUGCUGCUGUGGCUGUGGCCCUCAGACAGACCCAGAGUCCCAUGUUCAAGGAGUAUAUUGCCCAGGUACUAAAGAACGCCAAGGCUAUGGCUGCAGCUCUUCUCAACAAAGGCUACAUCCUGGUAUCAGGUGGGACUGACAACCACCUGGUCCUGGUGGACCUGCGUCCUAAGGGCAUUGACGGGGCUCGGGCCGAAAGGGUGCUAGAACUUGCGUCAAUCACUGCCAAUAAGAACACCUGCCCCGGGGACAAGAGCGCGCUGACCCCUGGUGGCCUCAGGCUAGGGGCUCCAGCCCUGACCUCCAGACAGUUCAAAGAAGCUGACUUUGUGCAAGUUGUCGAGUUCAUGGAUGAGGGCUUCAAGAUUGCCUUGGAUGUCAAGAAAAAGACAGGAAAGCUCCAGGACUUCAAGGACUUCCUUCUUCAGGACCCAGAGACUGUGGCUCGCAUCGCAGACCUACGCCACCGUGUUGAAGCUUUUGCCAGGCCCUUUCCUAUGCCAGGCUUCCCUGAUCAUUAGGCCUGCCAGGAUGGAGUCAGGGGGCUGUAAGAAAACUGGCCCAGCAGAAAUGUGUGUACGAAGAUGGAAGAAUGUCAUGUUAGUGAAAUGUUGAGUGCCUGUGAAUCAGGAUGACUGAAUGACCUUUUAUCCAAUCAAAUCUGUGAAACCACAUUUUUUAUACUUCUUUACAGUCAUCCAUCAAUCUAUUCUUAUAAAAUUAUGUCCUCUAUACUGCGGUGAAGAAACAAUAUAUUACAAAGACUUUGUAGAGCUGAAGAGCCUAUUUUCUAUUAUAUGUAAAGAUCUUUCUCAGUUGUCUUCACAGCGUUUGUGGGAGCGUGGGAGGAAAAAAACGUCAAAUAAGAAGGAAUGGGCAACAGUUAGUGUCACAGACAAGACUUAAUUAGUUAUAUGAUACACUGAAAAGUCUUAUUGUUGUAAAGAGUCAACUGAAGUCAUUAAUGUAGGUUAUUAUAUUCACAUAGAGAUGUUUUCAGGGUAGCUCUCUUGUCAUUGUCUAUUUAUGACUUCGGGCAGGCACACUAGGAUGCUUUAUGAGGUGAAGGGGCGUUCAGUCAAACAGAGUUGUGUUGGCCAUUAAACAGACAGAAAUAAUCCAGAAUGUCAAAGAUAGCUCUUUUGGAAGUUUGCAUGUUAAGUAUAGAUUUGUGCAACUUGUCUCUGAAGAGAAAGUGUCUAAAUCUGAUUAUACAGAAGGUGGACUAAAUAACGUAACAAUUGAAAAAAAGUCCAAUAAAGAAACACUACAAAGUAUGGUCCAUAAGUGGUGUGCACACAAAAAGCACAUAGACUUCACAAAGUAGAAUUUAAUGGGAGUAUUUCAAUCUACUAUAUGAAAAUCUAGGAGGAUAUUAUUUCUUUUAUUGAUGCUGGUGUGAUCACAGCAAUUAAAAAAAGGUUAUGUAAAUUCAAAUAUCCUGGAUCAAUUCUUACUUUCCUUGAUGUUUACAAAGAGUAUAUACUUUUCUAUAUAUUGUUUAAAUAGAAUUAACUGUGUAAUUAUUGUCUUUUUUCAUGCAUCUUAUUUUCCAAUACCUGAUGAUUUGUAUUAGAAGAAAGACAAUGUGUUCUGCAGCCUGUCUCAUUUCAUUGUCCUGUGUUUCACCUAGUAUUCAGUGAUGGAAUUUGAAGAAGCUUGAUUUUGAUAACAUUUUCAGAGUAUUUUGGUGUCUGUCUGGCUCACAGAUGGGCACUGUUGUCAUUAUCACUGCAUCAGUGAGAAAGCAAGAUUUGUUUGUGAAAUAGUCUUCUAGCACAGCCAAGAACAAGGUGUUAGAAGUGGUGGUGUACCUUCUUAUACUUCCACAACAUAAAGCUUAUAAACUGAACCACAUUCUAUGAAUUCACAUCCCACGUUUUUGACAACGUACGUUGCCAAAAUAUAUGAUUAAGAAUUUUAUUAGUGUUCAUUACCCUGUUUAUCAUCUCUGAUAUGUUGCCAGCUUUUGUACAUCAACACGUUUAAUAACUUUUUAUUUCCAGAACCUUUUUUUUUUUAAUAUUUGUAUUAGCUGUGCAGUAAUAAAAUCUAA
Monopterus albus (swamp eel) is the source of this 3198-nucleotide messenger RNA. RefSeq names its product serine hydroxymethyltransferase 2 (mitochondrial) (gene shmt2). Gene Ontology annotation, molecular function: glycine hydroxymethyltransferase activity; pyridoxal phosphate binding. Bases 20 to 1663 code for a protein of 547 amino acids. NCBI's taxonomy places the organism in Eukaryota, Metazoa, Chordata, Actinopteri, Synbranchiformes, Synbranchidae. Gene Ontology annotation, biological process: tetrahydrofolate interconversion. The transcript has 12 exons. The record is from RefSeq and is a predicted model, not a curated record. Gene Ontology annotation, cellular component: mitochondrion; cytoplasm.